UGUCAGUUGCUACAGAGGAUUCCAAAAAGCUAGCAAGUGACAUGAGGGCUAGGUGUUGCCAUUCUGGUUGACUGUAAGCCACAGCCAGUAGCCCCUGGUGGGAGAUGUACCUUGCAGGAUGUGGGAGCUGCAUUGAUUGAUAACUUUGGGGUUUGAUGUUCAGAAGACAGACAUGGGUGUGCAUGGAACCAGAGGGAAGAAGGCUUUCUGGAUCCCCUGCUGACUUGAGAGGGAUAGCAGAUUACUGUGGAAUUUAAAACAUACAAUAUGACUAGUGCUCUCUUGAUGACUCACCUCCCAGAUCACAGCAGCAGUUUCAGGGAAGACGCCCCACGUCCGCCGGUGCCCGGGCAAGAAGGGCAGACAUCAUGCCAACUUCAGACAAAAAGCCAAAGAUCAAAGUCUAUGUCCCUUUCAUCCAAACCUAAGAGGAACGACGAUGGCUUGGGCGAACCAGAAGGCAGCGCGUCCCCUGAUUCGCCUUUGGUCAGAUGGACCAAGUCAUUGCAUUCCUUAUUGGAUGAUCAGGAUGGAGCUCAUCUUUUUAGGACCUUUCUGGACAGGGAAAAAUGUGUGGAUUCCUUAGACUUCUGGUUUGCAUGCAAUGGAUUCAGGCAAAUGGACCUAAAGGAUGGCAAAACAGUGAGAGUCGCCAAAGCUAUCCAUAAACGAUACAUUGAAAACUACGGCAUUGUGUCCAAACAGUUAAAACCACCCACCAAAGUCUUUAUUAAGGAUUCCAUCAAGAGACAGCAGAUAGACUCUACGAUGUUCGACCAAGCUCAGUCUGAGGUCCAGGCACUUAUGGAGGACAAUGCUUACCAGAUGUUCUUGACCUCCGAUAUAUACCUCGAGUACGUAAGGACAGGUGGAGAGAACACAGCGUAUUUCAGCAACAUCGGGCCAGGGAGCUUAAAGGUUGACAGUGGAUAUCUACCAACCUUGAAUGAAGAGGAGGAGUGGAACUGUGUGGACUUAAAACACAAGAGCUUGGUGGGUCUGUCCAGCAAAUCCUUAAGGGCUACAACAAGUUCAAGAGCAAAGGAGACCGUAGACAUCGCAUACAGGGCCUACAAGAGGACGGAUCCGGUCAACCCCUAUCAUGUGAAUUCUGGAUAUGUUUUUGCGCCGGCCACCAGCGCCAAUGAAAGCGAGAUUUCAAGUGACGCUCUGACGGAUGAUUCGAUGUCCAUGACUGACAGCAGUGUAGAUGGGAUCCCUCCAUACAGAAUGAGCAGCAAAAAAAAGAUUCAACGCGAAAUGCAUCGGAGCGUCAAAGCCAACGGGCAGGUUUCUCUACCUCAUUUUCCAAGGACACAUCGGCUGCCCAGAGAGAUGACCCCUGUGGAACCGGCAGUGUUUGCGGCUGAGCUUAUUGUCCGGCUUGAAAAGGUCAAACAAGAGCAGGAGACUUUGUACAGCCUGGAGUCGAGACUGCAGCAAAUCAAAGAGGAGGAAGAAAAGGAGGAAUCUGAGACCUCUGUCGUCUCUCAAUCCACCCGUGAGUCCGUGAUCCCACAACAUCAACCAGUAGCUGCAUUGCCUUCCAGCUCGUGUGAAGAUGAUCCACAGGCCAUCCUUGAUGACCACUUGUCUAGGGUCCUGAAGACCCCUGGAUGCCAGUCUCCGGGUGUGGUCAGACACAGCCCCCAUACUCGAUCUCCAGACCUUCCUCGACCGCCAAGGCCUACUGUACCAGUUGCUCCUAUCAUCCCUUGCACGAUGCUUGCCAAGGGCUUUGUCACAAAGCAGACCACCAAGCACAUCCACCACCACUACAUCCACCACCACACUGUGCCAAAGUCCAAGGAGGAGAUUGAGGAAGAAGCUGCCCGGAGGGUUCAGUGCUUUUGCAGUGGAUCUGUUGACUAUUGCAAUUACCUGAAAUCCAGGUCACAUUUCAAGGGUGGAGACCAUUCUAUCUCACAGUCUGAAAACACGGGCAACAAGACUGGGACCUUCUCGAGGAGGAACUUCUCUGGGGAGCUUGAGGGCACGUCUGUAAUGUACCAAAUACCUGCGGAGGAGCAUUCACAUACCACUUGGCAGAGGAUAGUUGAGUGUGAGAACGAACGGCAGGGCCGGCACAGAUUACACAGCGUGCAAUGUAGCAAGAAAAGUACGGCUUGUGAACGGACGCGAGCGUCAUCCGCAGAGCGCCCUACCCGACAUCAUGUGUGGGGGGCAGCAAGCUGUCACCCCCGGAACCUGCAGUCCUCGCACCUGGCAGUACAAGACUUAGCUAUUCCACCGCUCGCCAACCCUAAUACCCUCGCACAGCUGGAGGAGGCCUGCAGGCGGCUGGCAGAAGUAUCCAAACCAGCAAAGCAAAGAUGUCCAACACAGAGCCAACAGAGGAGUCACUUGGUGCCAAGUCAUUCAGCGUCUGGUCUUCAUACCCCAACAACCCCUGUGUCUGAAGAUUCUAAAGAACCAAAGAAAUCACAAAACGCUUCCCUUCCGGCCUCCAGCGAACUCAUGGUGACGUAUUUUUUCUGUGGAGAGGAAAUACCUUACCGGCGAAUGCUGAAAUCGCACAGCCUGACACUGGGACACUUCAAAGAACAGCUUAGCAAGAAGGGAAACUAUAGAUACUACUUUAAAAAAGCUAGCCACGAGUUUGACUGUGGCGCGGUUUUCGAAGAGAUUCAGGAAGAUGACGCAAUCCUGCCCACGUAUGAAGGGAGAGUACUCGGAAAAGUGGAACGCAUUGACUGAACGAUGAAUGUUCCCAUGCGUGACCUGUACAUUCCUCUUUGGGACACAGUGUUACUCCGGGAGUAUGUUGCCUGGAGCCAGCCCCGCGUUUCUUCACCCUCUGUGAACCCAUUAAAGAAAAACCAUUGGCCUGAACAACCAGCUGAUGUCCUAUCUAGAACGAGCUGCCAUUCCACCUGAAAAACACCUGCUACCGAGACAAACUCCACCAUCUCGAUACAUUAGGACAGGAUGGACAAUGUGGGAUGGCAAAAUGGGCCCCAAUUGAUCGAAUCCUGAUAUUCGAGUAAUGUAUCUGUGAGCAGUAGUGGUUUGUAAAUGGCCAACAGCUUCACAUCGCUGCUGCAAGUCCAGGACUGAAGAAAGGUGGAAACACCAAAAAUGAGAAGAUAUUUAAGGUGUCCAAAAAUGAGAAGAUAGGGCAAGAAUUUAAGAUAUUAAAGUGAGCAGACGACUCACAGUUCUCACCAACUCCCAAGAUAGUAACUUUUUGGUCUAUUUAUUUAAAGUAAAAUGAGCACCACUACAGAUUGUAUCAGACUCCUGUACAUAUUUAAUGACCUCAUGGAGACCUGACCGCUAAGGACUUGGAGGGUUGGCGUAACUUUUUUUUUAAGCAUACUGUGUUUUGAUAUUUAUUGAACUGUCUGAUCCAAGUCAUGGAUCAUGCUGCUUUAUUGAUUUUUGGAAGUGAAAGGCUCUCAUCACAUUAUAUGUUAACACAUUGAAGAAUUAAGCUAGCCAGUUGUAUGCAGUCACUUUCAAUUGGUCAGUGAGUAGAUCUCCCUGGUAAUAAGCCUUCGAAGUUGAUGGUGUUUCGGAGAGUCCGUUCAUUGAAUUUAUGCUGCUUUUUAAAAAAUUGGCAAAUUUAUUUCCGAGGAACUUAAUAUCCUGGUGCCUUUUGUCCUACUUUUUAGUUUUUUUUGUCUUGUGGGUUUUUAAUUUUAUUAUUAUUAUUUUUUUAUUGUUACUCUCCUCGAUGUGGUAUAUCCCAUUUUAGUUUUUUUUUUUUAAUGAUUCAUUGUUUAGAACCAUCAAGAGUUACAUUACGAGCCUUUAUUUAUAUAUAGGGGUAUUCAUGUAAGGCAAGGUUUCUGUCCUUUAUAAGACGGGGAAAGGAGCCUUUGCUGCCAGAAAAUGUAAAAAUCAAUUAAAUACUGACGCAAAAUUACAGGUUCAUUCUACAAGCAGCCUUCAUUUUGCAGUU
Molecule: messenger RNA, 3925 nt
Organism: Pelobates fuscus (common spadefoot toad)
Lineage: Eukaryota; Metazoa; Chordata; Amphibia; Anura; Pelobatidae
Gene: AXIN2
Product: axin 2
Exons: 11
Coding region: 268-2718 (816 amino acids)
Biological process (GO): positive regulation of proteasomal ubiquitin-dependent protein catabolic process; regulation of centromeric sister chromatid cohesion; negative regulation of canonical Wnt signaling pathway
Cellular component (GO): beta-catenin destruction complex; nucleus; plasma membrane
Molecular function (GO): beta-catenin binding; ubiquitin protein ligase binding; I-SMAD binding
Source: RefSeq, a predicted model, not a curated record